Penicillium malachiteum is the source of this 684-nucleotide messenger RNA. RefSeq lists its product as uncharacterized. The transcript has a single exon. Bases 1 to 684 code for a protein of 227 amino acids. Lineage: Eukaryota; Fungi; Ascomycota; Eurotiomycetes; Eurotiales; Aspergillaceae. The record is from RefSeq and is a predicted model, not a curated record.
AUGGCUUUACUGUAUUGUCGACACAGUAAUGUCGGCACCGCCGAAUACAAAUUUCGCGUGGAUUGUGCAAGUCGAAUACAGGACCUGACCUCCAUUGAAAAGCACGCAUUAUUGCCUCCUUUACCUUUGAUAACCUAUGCAGUAUCUAUGUCUCUGGCUGUCGCUUACCAAGCUCGUGGCGAUAACCCCAGCAAUGCCCAAAAAGCCGACGAAGAUCUGCAAGCACGUUUUAACAUUCUGAAGUCUUUGAGUAAGAACGAUUGGAAGGCGCGUCAGAUGGCUCGUUUGGCGAAGAGAGUGAUUCCAUCACUCAAAGACACAGAUCACAUUAGUCGAGGCUCCAUUGACUUCAGCUACCUACCGAUCUCAAAUAUCUCACAGCACUCAUCACCAGACAUCAUGAGAACUGCUUUUAAUGAUACCAAUCUUCCGUCUCCAAGCAACAGAGUUCAACAACACUCUGUGUAUCAGAUUGAUAGCAUGUCUGCAGAAUUUCAGACCGCAUCCCUGGCAGAGAGUUUUCUUGAUGACAUCCAUUUCAAAAUAUCUUAUGACGACACGCAAUUCCAAUUUCCUGAAUUUGAUCAGUAUAUGGCUGAGGUCUUUACCAUGAGUGAUCAUAUUGUUCCUGUCCAAAAUGAAUCACAUCAUAGAGGUAUUCUCGGGGAAAAUGUUGCCAAAUAA